UGUGCCCAUUGAUUUGUAGGUGGUGACAUGGGAAAGAAUGUGAAUCCAGCGCAGAUGGCCAAACUGAACCAGCAGAUGGCAAAGAUGAUGGACCCCAGAGUCCUACAGCAGAUGGGUGGAAUGAGUGGUCUUCAGAACAUGAUGAGACAAUUCCAGCAGGGGGCAUCCAUAUGCCGGGGUUCAAGGGAAAAUGACUUUCAUUCAAGCAUAUUUUCAUGUCACUCUGCUGUUUUCCCCCAUUAUUUCAGCUCAAUUUGCCACAUGAGGCAA
Molecule: messenger RNA, 270 nt
Organism: Geodia barretti
Lineage: Eukaryota; Metazoa; Porifera; Demospongiae; Tetractinellida; Geodiidae
Source: the annotation of a GenBank genome assembly